This is a messenger RNA of Ceratotherium simum simum (southern white rhinoceros), 5070 nucleotides long. NCBI's taxonomy places the organism in Eukaryota, Metazoa, Chordata, Mammalia, Perissodactyla, Rhinocerotidae. The record is from RefSeq and is a predicted model, not a curated record.
GUCGCCGCGUCCGCCCUAGCCCAGAGCAGUUUGUGCAAUUCAGAAACUCGAUAGGAGGCAGCAGCUGAUCUCCCACCACCCUAAAAAUAAUCCGCUCCGGCGCCCUGCGUGCUUCGGCUAGGGGAGGAAAACUCUGCCUUCCGAGAGUUCUGCGUCCCGGUUUGAAAUGUACACUUAAGACAGUGUAGGAAGCCGGUGUUUUGAAGGUAGCGCAAGUGCACCAGUAGGGGUGUGAAGCAGCGUCAAACGAUUGCUCAAGAGUAAACCAUAUAAGAAGAAAUGAGCCUUUCAUUCUGUGGUAACAACAUUUCUUCAUAUAAUAUCUAUGAUGGCGUAUUACAAAAUCCUUGCUUUGUGGAUGCCCUCAACCUGGUCCCCCAUGUCUUCCUGUUGUUUAUCACUUUUCCAAUAUUGUUUAUUGGGUGGGGGAGUCAAAGCUCAAAAGUACAAAUUCAUCACAACACAUGGCUUCAUUUUCCUGGACAUAACCUGAGAUGGAUUCUCACAUUUGCUCUCCUAUUUGUACAUGUUUGUGAAAUAGCAGAAGGCAUUGUUUCAGAUUCACGGCGGGAGUCGCGGCACCUGCACCUGUUCAUGCCGGCUGUGAUGGGAUUUGUGGCCACCACGACAUCAAUAGUAUAUUAUCAUAAUAUUGAAACAUCAAAUUUCCCUAAAUUACUUUUAGCUCUAUUCCUAUAUUGGGUAAUGGCCUUUAUUACAAAAACCAUAAAAUUGGUCAAGUACUGGCAGUCUGGUUGGGGAGUAUCAGACCUGCGUUUCUGCAUCACAGGCAUCAUGGUCAUCUUGAAUGGACUCCUGAUGGCUGUGGAGAUCAAUGUCAUUCGGGUCAGAAGAUAUGUAUUCUUCAUGAAUCCUCAGAAAGUGAAGCCUCCUGAAGACCUGCAGGACCUGGGUGUGAGAUUUCUUCAACCAUUUGUAAAUUUACUGUCAAAAGCAACAUACUGGUGGAUGAACACGCUUAUCAUAACCGCUCAUAAAAAGCCUAUUGAUCUGAAGGCAAUUGGAAAAUUACCAAUAGCAAUGAGGGCGGUAACAAAUUAUGUUUGCCUGAAAGAUGCAUAUGAAGAACAAAAGAAAAAAGUAGCAGAUCAUCCAAAUCGGACUCCAUCUAUAUGGCUAGCAAUGUACAGAGCUUUUGGGCGACCAAUUCUACUUAGUAGCACAUUUCGUUAUCUUGCUGACUUACUGGGGUUUGCUGGACCUCUUUGUAUUUCUGGAAUAGUUCAGCGUGUGAAUGAAACACAGAAUGGGACAAAUAACACAACAGGAAUUUCAGAAAUCCUCUCAUCUAAGGAAUUUCUUGAAAAUGCUUAUGUUCUAGCAGUUCUUCUCUUCUUGGCUCUCAUUCUGCAAAGGACAUUUUUACAGGCUUCCUACUAUGUAACUAUAGAGACUGGCAUUAAUCUCCGCGGAGCUCUGCUGGCCAUGAUAUACAAUAAAAUCCUUAGGCUCUCUACAUCUAAUUUAUCCAUGGGUGAGAUGACCCUGGGACAGAUCAAUAACUUGGUUGCCAUUGAAACCAAUCAACUCAUGUGGUUCUUGUUCCUGUGUCCCAAUCUAUGGGCUAUGCCUGUUCAGAUCAUAAUGGGAGUGAUUCUGCUCUAUAAUUUGCUUGGAUCAAGUGCACUGGUUGGUGCAGCUGUCAUUGUGCUCCUUGCCCCAAUUCAGUACUUCAUUGCUACAAAGUUGGCAGAGGCUCAGAAGAGCACUCUUGAUUAUUCUACUGAGAGACUGAAGAAAACAAAUGAAAUAUUGAAAGGCAUCAAACUUCUAAAGUUGUAUGCCUGGGAGCACAUUUUCUGCAAAAGUGUGGAAGAAACAAGAAUGAAAGAAUUAUCCAGUCUCAAAACCUUUGCACUUUAUACGUCACUCUCCAUCUUCAUGAACGCAGCAAUUCCCAUAGCAGCUGUUCUUGCUACGUUUGUGACCCAUGCAUAUGCUAGUGGGAACAAUCUAAAACCUGCAGAAGCCUUUGCUUCACUGUCUCUCUUUCACAUCCUGGUCACGCCACUGUUCCUGCUCUCUACAGUGGUCAGAUUUGCUGUCAAAGCCAUCAUAAGUGUUCAAAAGCUAAAUGAGUUUCUCUUGAGUGAUGAAAUUGGUGAGGACAGCUGGCGAACUGGUGAAGGCUCUCUCCCUUUUGAGUCCUGUAAGAAACACACUGGAGUCCAGCCAAAAACUAUAAACAGGAAGCAGCCUGGACGAUAUCACCUGGACAGCUAUGAGCAAUCAACACGACGUCUACGUCCUGUAGAGUCUGAGGAUAUUGCAAUAAAGGUCACAAAUGGGUACUUUUCAUGGGGGAGUGGUUUAGCUACAUUAUCCAAUAUAGAUAUUCGAAUUCCAACAGGUCAAUUAACCAUGAUUGUGGGCCAAGUGGGAUGUGGGAAGUCCUCUCUUCUCCUCGCCAUCCUUGGUGAGAUGCAGACACUGGAAGGAAAAGUUCACUGGAGCAAUGUAAAUGAAUCUGAACCUUCUUUUGAAGCAACCAGAAGUAGGAACAGGUAUUCUGUGGCUUAUGCAGCACAGAAGCCUUGGCUAUUAAAUGCUACAGUGGAAGAAAAUAUUACCUUUGGAAGUCCUUUCAACAAACAGAGGUACAAAGCUGUCACAGAUGCCUGUUCUCUUCAGCCAGAUAUUGACUUAUUACCAUUUGGAGACCAAACUGAAAUUGGAGAGAGGGGCAUCAACCUGAGUGGAGGUCAGAGGCAAAGAAUCUGUGUGGCACGAGCUCUCUAUCAAAAUACCAACAUUGUCUUGUUGGAUGAUCCAUUCUCUGCCCUGGACAUUCACUUGAGUGAUCACUUGAUGCAGGAAGGGAUUUUAAAAUUUCUCCAAGAUGACAAGAGGACACUUGUUCUUGUGACUCACAAAUUACAGUAUCUAACGCAUGCUGACUGGAUCAUAGCCAUGAAAGAUGGAACUGUCCUAAGAGAAGGGACUUUGAAAGACAUUCAAACCAAAGAUGUUGAGCUUUAUGAACACUGGAAAACGCUUAUGAAUCGGCAAGAUCAAGAAUUGGAAAAGGAUAUGGAAGCUGACCAAACAACUUUGGAGAGGAAAACUCUCCGAAGAGCCAUGUACUCAAGAGAGGCUAAAGCCCAACUGGAGGAUGAAGACGAAGAGGAAGAGGAGGAGGAAGAUGAGGAUGAUAACAUGUCCACUGUAAUGAGGCUCAGGACUAAAAUGCCGUGGAAAACCUGUUGGCGGUACCUCACUUCUGGAGGAUUCUUCUUGCUCUUCCUAAUGAUUUUCUCUAAGCUUUUGAAGCAUUCAGUCAUUGUAGCUAUAGACUACUGGCUGGCCACAUGGACAUCAGAGUACAGUAUAAACAACACUGGAAAAACUGAUCAGACCUACUAUGUGGCUGGAUUUAGCAUACUUUGUGGAGCAGGUAUUUUCCUCUGCCUGGUUACAUCUCUCACUGUAGAAUGGAUGGGUCUCACAGCUGCCAAAAAUCUUCACCACAAUCUCCUCAAUAAGAUAAUUCUUGGACCAAUAAGAUUCUUUGAUACCACACCCUUGGGACUGAUUCUCAAUCGCUUUUCAGCUGAUACAAAUAUCAUUGAUCAGCACAUCCCUCCAACUUUGGAAUCUCUAACUCGCUCAACACUCCUCUGCCUGUCUGCCAUUGGCAUGAUUUCUUAUGCUACCCCUGUGUUCCUGGUUGCUCUUGUGCCUCUUGGGGUCGCCUUUUAUUUUAUCCAGAAAUACUUCCGAGUGGCCUCUAAGGACCUCCAGGAACUUGAUGAUACCACCCAGCUCCCUCUGCUUUGCCACUUCUCAGAAACAGCUGAAGGACUCACCACCAUUCGGGCAUUUAGGCAUGAAACCAGAUUUAAGCAACGUAUGCUGGAACUGACGGACACAAACAACAUUGCCUACUUAUUUCUCUCCGCUGCCAACAGAUGGCUAGAGGUCAGAACGGAUUAUCUGGGAGCUUGCAUUGUCCUCACUGCAUCUAUUGCAUCUAUUAGUGGGUCUUCCAGUUCUGGAUUGGUGGGCUUAGGUCUUCUGUAUGCACUUACGAUAACCAAUUAUCUGAAUUGGGUUGUGAGGAACUUGGCUGACCUGGAGGUCCAGAUGGGAGCAGUGAAGAAAGUGAACAGUUUCUUGACUAUGGAGUCUGAGAACUAUGAAGGCACCAUGGAUCCUUCUCAAGUUCCAGAACAUUGGCCGCAGGAAGGGGAGAUCAAGAUUCAUGAUCUGUGUGUCAGAUAUGAAAAUAAUCUGAAACCUGUUCUUAAACACGUCAAGGCUUACAUCAAACCUGGGCAAAAGGUGGGCAUAUGUGGUCGCACUGGCAGUGGGAAGUCAUCAUUAUCUCUGGCUUUCUUCAGAAUGGUUGAUAUAUUUGAUGGAAAGAUUGUCAUUGACGGUAUAGACAUUUCCAAACUACCGCUGCACACACUGCGUUCUAGACUUUCAAUCAUUCUGCAGGAUCCCAUACUAUUCAGUGGUUCUAUUAGAUUUAAUUUAGAUCCAGAGUGCAAAUGCACAGAUGACAGACUCUGGGAAGCUCUAGAAAUUGCUCAGUUGAAGAAUAUGGUCAAAUCUCUACCAGGAGGUCUAGAUGCCGUUGUCACUGAAGGUGGGGAGAAUUUCAGCGUUGGACAGAGACAGCUGUUUUGCCUUGCCAGGGCCUUUGUCCGCAAGAGCAGCAUUCUCAUCAUGGAUGAAGCGACAGCUUCCAUUGACAUGGCCACAGAAAAUAUUUUGCAGAAAGUGGUAAUGACAGCUUUUGCAGACCGCACCGUGGUUACAAUAGCUCAUCGGGUUCACACUAUUCUGACGGCAGACCUAGUCAUUGUGAUGAAGCGAGGAAAUAUUUUAGAAUAUGACACUCCAGAAAGCCUCUUGGCCCGCGAAGAUGGAGUAUUUGCUUCUUUUGUUCGUGCAGACAUGUGAAGAGGUUUCUUAAAACGAUACAUGUAUUUAAAAUAACGCAGUCAUAACCUACUUAAUGGAUCAUCGGCUUGACCUUCGUAAAGCGGCAUCUUAAACUUUGACCCAUUUUCGUAAAGCUUAUUAUGUUGUGGAACUUUGUAA